Molecule: messenger RNA, 3883 nt
Organism: Aplysia californica (California sea hare)
Lineage: Eukaryota; Metazoa; Mollusca; Gastropoda; Aplysiida; Aplysiidae
Product: glycoprotein-N-acetylgalactosamine 3-beta-galactosyltransferase 1
Exons: 5
Coding region: 157-1449 (430 amino acids)
Cellular component (GO): membrane
Molecular function (GO): N-acetylgalactosaminide beta-1,3-galactosyltransferase activity
Source: RefSeq, a predicted model, not a curated record
ACCCUCCUUGCCAAGGUAGAUCUUUAUCUUUCAGAACAAAAAAAAGGCCGUGGGACAAUCUCGGUUGCUUUUCGUCACAAAACAGAUGCGAAGUCUGGGCUUAUUGUGAUCAUGAUUUAGCUGUACAGUAGAGUGUGAGAAACUUCUUGAGGAACAAUGCCCUUCCCUGCAGGUAGUUUUGGAAAAGCUCACAUCAGCACUUUUGCUGUGGGUAUUCUGUUUGGCCUGUCGGUGUCGUAUUUGAUCAAAUUUUCAGAGAAAUCGAUUUACUUUACACCUGCCAGUUUUAUUCCUGACAGUCCUCACAGCCAUGGGGAGAAUGAUGACCUCAAAGGCCCAGAAAACUUUGUCAGCUGGACAGAUGCUCAUUCUCACAGUCACACUCAUGAGAACAACUCGGUGGCAAAGCAGCUUGAACGUCAAGUACGUGUGUUAUGUUGGGUCAUGACCAACCCAAAAAACCAUCAGACCAAAGCUCGGCAUGUUAAGGCUACAUGGGGACAGCGGUGCAACGUUCUCCUAUUUAUGAGCUCCAAAAAAAAUGGAGAACUUCCUGCUAUUGCUUUAAAGGUUCAGGAGGGUCGGAAUCAUUUGUGGGCCAAGACGAAAGAAGGAUUCAAGUAUGUGUACGAACACCACUUCAACGAUGCUGAUUGGUUCAUGAAGCUGGACGAUGACUCGUACAUGAUAGUUGAGAACCUGCGUUACUUCCUUAGGGACAAGAACCCUAAUGAGCCUCUGUACUACGGCCGCAGGUUCAAAAAAAUGGUUGAAAAGGGUUACAUGAGUGGAGGUGCUGGAUAUGUCCUGAGCAAAGAGGCACUCCGUAGAUUUGUGACUCGUGGUUUAGGGGAGGAACAGCAUUGUCGGAAGGAUGAUGGCGGAGCUGAGGAUGUUGAGGUGGGCAAAUGUCUCAGCAAAGUCGGGGUGUAUGCCCAGGACACACGAGAUGAGCUGGGGAGGGAAAGGUUUCACCCCUUCAUACCAGAGCACCACCUGAUCCCUGACAUCCUCCCCAAGACUAUGUGGUAUUGGUCUUACAAUUACUACCCUACCAAACAGGGCCAAGAGUGCUGUAGCGACUAUGCCAUCACCUUCCACUAUGUGCCUCCCAACAUGAUGUAUGUUUUAGAAUAUCUCAUAUAUCACCUGAAGCCCUAUGGGAUCAACACUAUUCAAGUAGUCGAGUCGGACAAGAAAUCUGAGAAUAAUGAAUCCAUGGUCAGCUCAACAAAACCUCCUGAGUCUGUUGUACAAGAUGCUGGCUUUGAGAAGCAGGAUUCCAGGAAGGCUGUGAUGGAAGCAGAAAAGAAGUCAAAUUUGUUGGAUAAGCUGAGGUCUGAAAAUGAGAGUUCUUUAGUGACCAAAAGUAAAAGACUAGACCAAGACAAUGUGGUACAUGAGAAAGAUUUAGAGCAGGAUAACAUGGUUGAAGAGAUAAAUAGUUGAAAUCUGUUGAAGUUGGUGUAGGUCUUUACAAAAGCGUUAUGCUUGUGAUUUGUUAUUUGCUUAUAUAAUGGUAUUAUUGAUUCCCCACCUCCUUAUUAUUGACAUCCCUCCUUUACCUUCCCAGUUUAACCUGACAAACACCGUAAACUGCAUUCAACUCCUUCACUUCUGUAAGGAUUUUUGUGAGGGGCUAAUGGGGAAGUCUUACAUCAGAGGGACCGAAAUUGUAUUCGUAGAUAUGUGCCAUAUUUAUAAUGUUCUGUCUACGUGUUGAUGGUGGAUUGCUAAUGUCAAUUAAUCUUUUUCAAAUAUUGUCCAGAGCUUUCUAGCAACUUUUUAAAUAAUUUGUAAUUGUCUUAUUUUGGUCUUCAUUUUAUUUUACAUCCCUACUUUAAAAUUUAUGUUUAGUUACAGGCUGACAAGAGAGAGACAAAAUAAGCAUUAUUUAUUAGCUUAGCUGGCUUAGAAAUUUAAGUAUAUAUAUGAAUAUGUGUAAUGCUAGUAUUGACUGUGCUUUCAAUCUUUUUUUUAAAAUAUUGAAAACGUGGUUAACCAUGCUGCAAAUUCUUGAAACUGGACUGUCGGCAACUUUCAUACUAUGGAAGAAUGCUCCAAAAGCUUGCAUUCAUCCCCUAGAAAAUGGAGGCAUACAUCUGUUCAUCAAAAUGACUGCAGUCUCAGUAAGACACCUUUGCAGUGCUGGAGUUUUUUAUUGUCAAGGUCCCACCCUAAAGUAAAUUCCAGUAAACCAGAAACAUCCCUCUAUGCAUAUCAACAAUAAAGAGGCAAACACACUGGUGUUAAUGGUAAUUGUAUAAAGGUUGUGGUAUUUUAAAGAUAGCUUUGGAUUUCCCCAAUUAACAUUGUCAGUAAUUUGUUAUCAACAGUGUAAGAGGAAGCUGCCUGUUAAAACAUGGGUUUCUGUGAAGAUUUUGAAGAAUUACAUCACCACCAUGAAAAGGAAUAUUGGCACUGGCAUAUGCUUUUGUUCUAUGAUAUACCUGGGUGGAAUAUACACAAAUUCAACAUUCAGCCGUUUGUUUGUUUUGUAUACACUUAUUCAUAUUUUGUAUUGUUUUCUAUUAAUUGUGAUUUCAAAAUGGUGUAGGUGGACUGAACAGUUAAGCUAGAUAAUAUGAUGAUGGACUCUUUCCGAGAUCGCCCGGUGUAUGAACAAUGAGACCAGUAUAAAGAUACGUUGUAUUUAUACUCAUGUUUUACAACAUUCAGGUUCUAAAUCGGUGUCACAGUACUCAAGGCCUUUUUUUUGGGUUGGUUUUCUUGUUUUUCAAAUUUUAUUUUAGAUUGGUCACAACAAUAAUUUACUUUGAUAUAUAAUGUGUUUACUCCCUUCAUCUUUAACUAUUGUCUUGAAGAUUCCUUUUCCCAAAAUUAUUUCGUUUAAUCUCCUACUGUCGAGGAUUCAGAAAGAGAGAAAAAUGACCUUUAACAGGCAUGGAGAUGCUUUUGUAACCAUUAUAUUGAAUAAAUACAAUGUUUUGCUUUGGAUGAAUGAUUUUAUUGCAUAUUUCAAAAUUAAUUGAUUUGCCUUUGUAACAUUAUUCAUAAGCUUUCAAGGGAAAAAAUUGUUGUAUACUCAGAAUAGUCUUAAUCAAACAGUUUUAUAUUGCUUUUUAAAAUGUUUAUGUGUUGUUAUAACACUUUGUGUUUAUUGGUCAACCCUUUUAUUAUGUUUGGUUUAGAUCGCAUUUUUUUUUGGUUAUGUUCCUUAUGUAUGUUAUAUUGGCUGCUAUUUUGUUUGUACCUUCUCCACAUUUGAUUUUAAAGGAUGCAUUAACUGUUUGGUCUUUUGUCUUUACACAAUGGCUUCCAGCUAUUUUCAUUGAAAUAUUUUACUUUUUGUGUAUUAUCGAUUUUGAAUUUUGUUUCCUCCCUUCAUUGAGGAUGGAUAGUGGAGGUGAAGAUCCAAUGGCUCGUGUUGACUCUUCACCUAUAUCGUUCAAGCACAGUACUUUUAAGGUCCUAAUAACAAAACAACAAGACUGUACCUGGGUCACAAAAUAGUCUGACUGAGAGCUACUGUGAUGAAAAUGUGUGUUGUUUAUCAUACUUUGUUACACUGAUCUCCUCGGAGAAUAAUGAUUAAGCUAUUGAAUGACAUCAGGUUUCUGAAGACUAUACUGUUUGCUCAUGUUGUGAUUGAUCUCAGUGUGUUUGCCUCUCCUGACCCCACUCUGCUGAGGAUUAUAGAGGGUGACACUGACAGGUUUUUUAAAACGGUUUCUUUGUUGUUUCUGUUUGUCUGCCUUGCUCUUUCCGAACACUACAUGACCGCUAUUGUGUAAAUGUACGUUUCUUUAAAAGAACUGAAUCACCACUUUGUGUCUGUUCUGCCUGUCUUGAUCUUCACGCUGUUUCAUCUUUUAUAUGUGUGUGUGUGUAUUUUGUUGUUGUUGUUUGUGUGUGGGUUGGG